AUGUUAAAUAAAUAUUUAUUUGUAUUGACAAUAAUUGUUGGGGUAUUUAUAUUUUUUGUUAAUUCACAAUCAACACCAACACUUCCAACUUUUCCAACAUCAUUCUCAGCAUAUGUCAAUGGCUCAGAGGAAUACUAUUUCGAUGCUGAAUAUCAGAGAGUUAGAACAGAGAACAGUAUCUAUUUCUAUGAAACCGGUCUUGUUUUCUAUAGAUACUUAGGUUUUUGUUGGAAUGAAUCAUUAGGUGGUGACUUUACACUGUGGAGCUUCCCAACUACCGAUGUCAUCUUUGAGAAAACAACAACAAUCAACGGAAUCAAUUCAGAUCUAUUCAUUGUCAAGAAAGGUAAAGAAAAAGGUGAAUAUGCAGUGAGUCACGACGAACCAAGAUUACCAGUAUUAUAUGAUACUUGGUAUAGAGGAGAAUAUCAAUUUUCAAACUUUACAGUUAGAUCCUAUGAAGAAUAUGAACCUUUCUUUGAUAUAUCACAGUUAGGAUGUUAA
This is a messenger RNA of Heterostelium album PN500, 504 nucleotides long. RefSeq lists its product as uncharacterized. The coding region runs from base 1 to 504 and encodes 167 amino acids. The transcript is spliced from 2 exons. Lineage: Eukaryota; Evosea; Eumycetozoa; Acytosteliales; Acytosteliaceae. The record is from RefSeq and is a predicted model, not a curated record.